This is a messenger RNA of Solea solea (common sole), 2822 nucleotides long. RefSeq names its product cyclic AMP-responsive element-binding protein 1-like. Gene Ontology annotation, molecular function: DNA-binding transcription factor activity, RNA polymerase II-specific; cAMP response element binding; protein binding. Gene Ontology annotation, biological process: regulation of transcription by RNA polymerase II. Gene Ontology annotation, cellular component: ATF4-CREB1 transcription factor complex; nucleus. The coding region runs from base 141 to 1094 and encodes 317 amino acids. The transcript is spliced from 8 exons. The record is from RefSeq and is a predicted model, not a curated record. NCBI's taxonomy places the organism in Eukaryota, Metazoa, Chordata, Actinopteri, Pleuronectiformes, Soleidae.
UGCCUCGUCCUCCUCUCAUUGUUGUUGUUCUCGGUGACGCGACGGAGGUGUAGCCUGACGCGGUCUCUUACGUGUCGGUCUGAAUAAAAGUGGAGCUCCGUAGACUCGGGAGUGACGAAGCGAGCCUGUGUUGAUUCUAAAUGACCAUGGAGGCUGGUGCAGACACACAGCAAAGUGGUGAAACGGGUGUCUCAGAGUCUGAGGUCCAGCAGAUUACUCUGACACAGGCGUCCAUAGCUGCAGGCCAGGUGACCACCAGUAGUCCCACAGUCACCCUCGUGCAGUUACCCAACGGUCAGACGGUCCAAGUGCACGGGGUUAUCCAAGCUGCACAGCCCUCUGUCAUCCAGUCCCCACAAGUCCAGACUGUACAGAUCUCAACUGUUGCUGAGAGUGAAGACUCGCAGGAGUCUGUCGACAGCGUGAUAGACUCUCAGAAAAGGAGAGAGAUCCUAUCCAGACGACCGUCUUACAGGAAAAUUCUCAACGACUUAUCAUCAGACGUGCCAGCAGUGCCUAAAAUCGAGGAAGAGAAGUCAGAGGACGACACGGCUCCAGCCAUCACCACAGUCACAAUGCCCACUCCCAUCUAUCAGACCAGCAGCGGCCAGUACAUUGCCAUAACCCAGGGCGGGGCCAUCCAGCUGGCCAACAACGGCACAGAUGCAGUUCAGGGUCUGCAGGCGCUGACCAUGGCGAACACUGCGGGCCAGCCUGGCACCACCAUCCUGCAGUACGCGCAGACCAGCGACGGGCAGCAAAUCCUGGUGCCUAGCAACCAAGUGGUUGUACAAGCCGCCUCUGGUGAUGUCCAGGCCUAUCAGAUCCGCACAGCGCCUACCAGCGCCAUGACCCAAGGGGUUGUCAUGGCGACGUCACCUGCUAUGGGAACAGGAGGAGGAACGGAGGAGGUGACGCGUAAAAGGGAGGUUCGACUUAUGAAAAACAGAGAGGCAGCUCGCGAAUGUCGUAGGAAGAAGAAGGAGUACGUCAAGUGUCUGGAGAACCGCGUGGCCGUGCUGGAGAACCAGAACAAAACCCUCAUCGAGGAACUCAAAGCCCUCAAAGACUUGUACUGCCACAAAUCUGACUAGAACUGUUACCAAAUGCCUGCCGGGGGCUCGACAGGUGAACAGAGACUUAGCACAGAGCUGUGCACCUGGAUGCUCCUUCCCCCUUUUCUACUCCUUUGCUUUCUUUUUAAAAAAACUGCUGAAAAUCUAUAAAGUGACUCACCAGGAAUACACACAAUUCCUCAACUUCACUGGUUUUAAAUUUCCCCGCUCCUAUCGGUCUCACUUGAACAAGCGAGGCAACGAGAAAUGAGGAUGCGGAGGAGUUUGUAAACUAUACAGGGUCCUUGUGGUGACGUAUGAUUUUUUUUUUUUUGGCACCACUAAAUGGAACCAUUCCACUCACUGGUGUGAAGACAUACUGGGCAACAUCACCAGCAACAGGACGACAUCACCGCUAACAACGGACCUUUUUACACUUUCAACUCCCAGAGACGCUCAGAUCAUCUCGAGGUUAUCUUUGCGUUUGUUAUCGUACCGAGCUCUUGCAUUAACCUCUGUUACUUACUAAUGCUUUGACCUGUAGAUGGCGCCUGUGUCAUGGAUAUUUUAUCUUUUGAGCUGUGUUUUGGUUUAUGUAUAAGAUUAUCUGCUCUGUUAAUGCCAUGUAUAUUUUUUUUUAGUUAAAUUUUAUUUACCAUCCCGUGAUACAUGAACAAAAAAGCAGACCAUGUAGUCAGGUUGUAAAAUUGUGUUAAUGUUAAUUGCAGCUUCUUUUUUUUUUUUUUUUUUUUUUAAAGGUUAAAAAUACUGGAGAAUAUGGACAAAAUAUGAAGACACCAUGUCUUUUUAGCUAUUAUUUGUCCCCAUUUAUGAUUUAUGGUCUUCAAAUGUCAAUAAUUGGGGGGAAAAUAAUGAAAACAAACAGGGUUAAAGUUUUUUUUAACUGAUUUUGUUUUCAUUCAUGUUUAUGUUUUGUUUUUAACCUGGUUUUUAAAAUGUCUGUAAAAAAUAAUUCCAGAAUUAUGGACAAAAAAAUGAAGCCACAUGUGUCACGGUACGGGACACAUACUUGUGUAAUUAUGAACAAAUUUGACACCUGUUAUAUCUGUAUUUUCAAAAAAAGAUUUAACUCAAUGCUGUCUGAAUUAAUUGUAUAACCUAAGAGAAAAGAAUCCUGCAGGUAGUUGUUGGUAAAAAAGUGGGAAAGAAUUCAAGUCACCGGGACGCCUCUGCGUUGUUGACCCCGCCCCCAGAGGCUGCGUCCACGUUGUUUACACAAUUACCGAGUGGCAUUCGCACUUUUCUUGCCUUGCAUAUACAAUCCUACUACAUUUCACAACAGUAAUCUUGCCACUGCAGGGUAAGACGCCCCCUUUAAGAUUGUACUUUAAGUAACACAGUACGUGAUAUAGCGUCAAAGUGUCUACUACUAAUAAUAAUUUCCAGCAGGUGUAAAGCUUCCCUCCACAGUUUGAAGUUUUUAAAUCACGUUUCGGUUAUUUAUCAAGAUGUUAUCAUGUUUUGAUCUUAAUCGGACAUCUUAAAUUGCACAAAACCAUCAAACGCCCAGGUGAGAGGAUGGCAGAGUGCGACAAAUACUUCAGUGAGCAAAUGAGGAUAAUUUUAAAUAAUCAUGGACUGUUGUUCAGUAUUCUCUUAGGUAUUAUGUAUAGUCAUGAAAGUAUGCUUUUUUUUAUGUUGCUUUUCACUGAUUUUAUUUUCACAAACUUGUGUUAUACAGUGCAUUGUCAGAGCAACUCAAAUAUUACAUUUUUUGGCAGCUGGUAAUAAAUGUGUUUCUGGUAA